Melampsora larici-populina 98AG31 is the source of this 2907-nucleotide messenger RNA. RefSeq lists its product as uncharacterized. Bases 1 to 2907 code for a protein of 968 amino acids. The transcript is spliced from 9 exons. The record is from RefSeq and is a predicted model, not a curated record. NCBI's taxonomy places the organism in Eukaryota, Fungi, Basidiomycota, Pucciniomycetes, Pucciniales, Melampsoraceae.
AUGCGAGGUUCUCUCGGAAUCGAAUUGGCUCUGAAAUAUUUCAGCAAGGCCCGCGAUCACAAGACUUGGACACCAAACUCGGAGGGUCUUCUUAAGGCCAAGCUUCAGAUGAUUGUUCAGGAAUUAAUAAAGGCUGGGGCUUCUGAUUUCCUUGAUGAAGGGGCAACAACCGCUGAUAGAGACAAAAACGAAGCUGGAAAAUCAAGUGAUUCUAUGUCAGCAAGAAAAUCUCAUGGGGCAUCAAUGGUCAUGAAACGUCGAGUUGUUUCACAGCCUGAUGUAGAUCCAGAUGCCUGUCACAGUCAACCCAAAAAACCAGCUGCAAAACGCCCUCAAGUUGAUACCCUUGAAUCCAAGGAAGCUACAAUAAUCAUAUCUUCAGACAAUGAAGUCACCCUACCACGUAAAAGCACUAGCGCAACUGUAUCGGCUCCAAAGAAACCUCCUGGUGUCUUGAACAAGAUCGAGAAGGUCAAUCUCAUAUCUUCAGAUGAUGAGGUCACCCAACCACGUAAAAUCACCAGCAAUGUUGUAUUGGUUCCAAAGAAAUCUACGUGUGGCUCUUCCAAAGUCGAUAAGGCCAAAAAGGCUACAAAAGUCCUUGAUAAUUGUCCUUUAUCAACACCCAAUACCCCUUGCAACCGAUGCAAGAUUGAGGUAACAUCAGCGGAUAAGGAAUUUCGAUGUCAUUGCGGUCAAAAGAUGAUACUCUUACGAGCUGGGCGCAGUGAGAAAGCACUCAGUCAUUGGAAUACAACCUGUAAACAGAAGACCUCUACAUUACGCUCAAAUGCACUGUUGGUUGGAUUUCUGGCCCAAUCACACGGAGAUGAUAAACGGGUCAAACGCGGCUUUGUUGAGAUUGAGUGUCCUGGUCUCACCGAUGCUACAUGGGAUCGACCACGGGCAACAUAUUCAAUCAACUACUUUCUUGAACAUACAUGUAGUAUCUAUCGCGGAAACAAUCGACACCGCGUAUGCCAAGAGCUUUUUGGACAGAAUGCGACCGAAAAACAACUUUCAACCGAUGAAAAAGCUAGAUUGAUGACUACACUUGAUGCUCGAGCAAUAUGGGAGGUCAAACGUCAUGGAUCACGUAGUGCUAUAUACUCUCGAAAAUGUACAACUACCCUCCUGAUAAAGAAAACUGAGAAAAUCCAAAAUUGUUCAGAAUGUGAAUCUCUCAAAGGAGUCCGUAGUUUGGGUUUAUUCAAAGAUCGAGAGGCGGUUCAAGGUUUGUUCAAGAGUGUUGCUGUGCGAGCAGAACGUGAAAUGGCAGGGAAGUCUCUCCGAGGGAUGCGGGUUGAUCCAUAUUUAGACGACUGCCUCACCACUCUUGGAGCAAUGAGUCGCAGUGCACUUAAUCUUUUCAGCAAGACUUUUGCAGCCUUGGGUUACUCAGGACCAAUUGCUGCUGCGUCCGACCAGACAGUGUGUGUCAAAACACUGCGACAUCAUAAUCAGUGUCUAGUGGGUGCAGAAGGAGGCGACAAGCCGUUUGAGAACAAUGAAGAACUUAAAAGACUUAUGAAAGACAUAGUUGACAAUGAUAAGUUAUGUUCAAAGAUUCGAGCUUACACCAUCCAGGUGCCGUUGCCAAAUAUUCCAACUUAUGUAGUAGCUCUCAUAUCUAGUCGGUCAAAAGAAGGAGCAAAAGAUAUUGCAGAUGAGCAUGCAGCUGUUAUUGAGCUGGCACACACAUCCGUACAUGUCAAAGUACCUCUGUUUGGAAAUCCUCCUCGCCCAGUUGUAGCUGUACAGGACCCAAAGCAUGCGAGAAAGACUGGAGCAAAUCAACUUUUAUCUGGUUCGCGGUUGCUUGUCAUGGGAAAGUAUACCAUCACUAUCCAACAGCUUGCGGAGAUUCUCAAGAUGCCCGAUAGUCCCCUUCUAGCAAAGGAUGUAUUUGAUAGUGAUAAGCAAGAUGAUGGCCGAGCUUUUCGAACCCUAUCUGCAUCCACUCUUUCAGCCUCACUUCGCCUCGAUUUGUCUACCGGCUUGACAAUUUUUCUUUUCAUCAUCGGCGAGUUGGUCAAUUCUUGGUUGAGUAAAAGUAUGGGACACAGAGAGCGCAUACGCUCUGCAUGGACUGCGGGAUUCUUCUUACGGCGAUGGAAAGGCUACCUUCAGAAACGCGAGAAAGAGACGAACAGUCUCAUGAGUUUUCAUCUAAACUGCAUCUCACACGCUAGUUAUAAAAUAUUCUCCAGUCUUCCCAUUUCUCUUCUGGGUAUGAUCAUAUCAUAUCGAGAUUACUAUCCAGACUAUCCAUUCUGUCCUUGGAAGCAUGGAACCGAAUCCUGCGAACAUGUAUUUGGAUGGAUGCGAGUACUUUCACCUUGCUUCUCCGUCCUUGAUGCUCGGUUCAUGAUGCCAAAGAUUCAUGCAGUUGUUAAGAGUGUAAUGAGUGGCAAAAUCAAAAUCCCUCCUUCUGAACACAUUCACUCGGGUUAUCAAUAUGCUUUUGGCGACGAGGGAACCUUAGAAACAAUCGAACACCUUCGGACUUACCCAACUAAUGCCGAGAUCUCUGAGGAUCUAACCAUCGCCAAUCAACUUGCAAAUGGUCUGGCUCAUCUAGCAGGGAUGGGUCCAUUAGAUCCUGAAGAUGAUGACUUACCUGUUGAGGACGAUGAUCUGCCUUUUGAUGAUGAAGACCUUGUUCCAGAUAUGACUGAUAGCUCACCUGAUAUAUCAACGUGCGCGACUAAGGACUAUUGUGUUCAUUACACCUCAAAUCCUGGAGAAUUUUCUGAGGAGGUUGCUUUUGCUGAAGCUGCAACAUUAGCAAAAGAGCAAAAUGCACUCGAUCUACUACUUAAUCAGGUUCCUGAAAAUUUCGAAACCGAAGCAAUCCAAAAUGCAGCUAUGUCCAUCACAAACUUAAUGAAUCCAUCUGGUAAGUAA